UGAGUUAUCAGAAGAUUUGGACAUCUCACUUCUCUAUUACUCUGAUUUGGGUUCGAAAAAGUUAUCGUCUUGAGCCCUUCAAUUGGGUAACGGUGCCUUUUGGAGUAUAAGUUUUGUUGCUGUCUGGAUUUCUUUCUUGAUUCUGUGAAUUGGGUGUCGAAGAAUUUGGUCUAUAGAUACGGAGAUGGUUCUGCUUUUUUCCAGAGCUCAAAAAUGAAGUACAAGUGCAUUGGUCCAUUGAGAAUGUUUACAGUUAUACUGGGCAUAUUGGUGUUUGUACAGUUUCCCGGCAACUGUGUCUCCGGAUCAGUAGUUUGGUCAAAGGUUUGUGGAGCUGAUGAGUUCACCUAUACGAGGUCUCUAGACCAUGAGUUAUUUUACAUAAACGGGAACAAAGUAGACAAAGUUUCUUUCUGCGAGACCUUUGAAUUCUACUAUAGAAAUGGAUGUUUUUUGAAUUUGGGUCUGGAAGAAUGGGGAAGACUUGGAAGGAACAACUGUAGUUUGGAGAUCUACCCAGGGCAGUUGCCUCAAAGGGGAGGGAGAAGAUCUCUGCGUGAUUUGGGAACUGAUCAAUCUACCCUCCGCAUGCUUAGUCAGAGAAGUCACCGAAUAGAAACGAACCAUGUUCCCAGUUCUUGGAUGGCCCCAAGGAACAUUACUAUGCUUGCAUCUGGAAUGUUGCUUCUAUAUUGCAGUUUCCUCUGUGCUCGCUCUCGUUCCAAAAGGAACGUAACCAGUGCAAACGUCCUUGCAAAGGAACCGAAUUCAAUUGAUUCAGCUUCUUCUUUAGGAAUAAGUUUUGUGCCUGCCCCAAGUCCACUUCGAGUGCCACCUAGUCCUCGAUUUGAGAUGCACCCACAAUUGGAUAGAAUUGGAUCAGUGCAGCUCAGUAUGAGUCAGAUUGUCAAAGCCACUCAGAAUUUCUCCCCAUCAAUGAAGAUAGGUGAAGGAGGCUUUGGAGCUGUCUACAAAGCUGAGUUGCAAGAUGGUCAGGUUGUUGCUGUUAAACGAGCAAAGAAGGAACAAUUUGGCAAUUCACGAACUGAAUUCAGCAGUGAAGUUGAACUACUCGCUAAAAUCGAACACCGAAAUCUGGUGAGAUUACUUGGUUAUGUUGAUAAAGGAAAUGAACGCGUUAUUAUUACUGAGUAUGUUCCGAAUGGUACUCUUAGGGAGCAUCUGGAUGGUAAGCGUGGAAAAGUCUUGGACUUCAAUCAGCGGCUGGAAAUUUCCAUUGACAUUGCUCAUGCCCUCACUUACCUCCAUCAAUAUGCAGAGAAGCAAAUAAUUCACCGGGACGUGAAAUCAUCCAACAUUCUACUGACAGAGAGCUACAGAGCCAAGGUGGCUGAUUUUGGGUUUGCACGACUUGGUCCAAUGGAGACCGACCAGACACAUAUAUCAACCAAAGUGAAGGGGACUGCGGGUUACCUUGACCCAGAAUACCUGAGGACCUACCAACUCACUCCCAAGAGUGAUGUGUUUUCAUUUGGAAUUUUGCUUGUAGAAAUUCUUACUGGCCGUCGACCAGUGGAGAUGAAAAGACCUGCUGAUGAAAGGGUCACAGUCAGAUGGGUUUUCACGAAGUAUAGUGAGGGAAAUGUGGUGGAGCUUGUAGAUCCUUUAAUGAAUGAAAUGUUACCUGUAGACAUAUUAGUGAAAAUGUUCAAUUUGGCAUUCCAGUGUGCUGCACCUACACGGACUGACCGGCCAGAUAUGAAAGAAGUGGGAGAGCAACUGUGGGGAAUAAGAGUGGAGUAUCUUAAGAGUGUCAAACGAGUGUAGUAAGUGCAAAUUUGGAUUUGUUUUCUACUUAAACUCAGUUUGUAGUUUGCUACCUGUGGACAGAAGCUGGUUUUGAAGAAAAGUUACAUUCUAUUCAUUCUUCUUUUUUAAAAUGUAGACCAUGGUUGAUGGUUUAUGUCUAAAUUGCCAGCCUGGAAUUAAACUUU
This is a messenger RNA of Telopea speciosissima, 1955 nucleotides long. Its product is annotated as calmodulin-binding receptor-like cytoplasmic kinase 3. Bases 214 to 1788 code for a protein of 524 amino acids. Gene Ontology annotation, biological process: protein phosphorylation. NCBI's taxonomy places the organism in Eukaryota, Viridiplantae, Streptophyta, Magnoliopsida, Proteales, Proteaceae. The record is from RefSeq and is a predicted model, not a curated record. Gene Ontology annotation, molecular function: protein kinase activity; ATP binding. The transcript is spliced from 8 exons.